This is a messenger RNA of Entelurus aequoreus (snake pipefish), 2852 nucleotides long. Its product is annotated as sodium-coupled neutral amino acid transporter 3-like. The record is from RefSeq and is a predicted model, not a curated record. Gene Ontology annotation, molecular function: glycine transmembrane transporter activity; L-glutamine transmembrane transporter activity. Gene Ontology annotation, biological process: L-histidine transmembrane transport; L-glutamine transport; serine transport. NCBI's taxonomy places the organism in Eukaryota, Metazoa, Chordata, Actinopteri, Syngnathiformes, Syngnathidae. The transcript has 14 exons. Bases 1080 to 2249 code for a protein of 389 amino acids.
GGUUGUGUUGGUUUGUGGCCCCUGCAUGUUUUCAUGUGGUCCACAGGUUGUGUUGGUUCGUGUUCCGCAGCAGAGGCGAGGACAGCAGCACCUAAAAACCUUUGUUCGUACGCAGACUAGAUGACAAGAAGUCCCUCGGACGUAUUUCUGGAACAUUCCGCCGUGUCGUACAGUUUAUUUAAGCGCCGCAGUAAAUCACCAGAGUGCCCUUCUCUGAGUUCACUGUACGCAGGGAGGAGCCCCAAAUGGAGCCAUGGGAGGAGCCAAAUGGAGCCCUGGGAGGAGCCAAAUGGAGCCCUGGGAGGAGCCAAAUGGAGCCCUGGGAGGAGCCAAAUGAAACCCUGGGAGGAGCCAAAUGGAGCCCUGGGAGGAGCCAAAUGGAGCCCUGGGAGGAGCCAAAUGGAGCCCUGGGAGGAGCCAAAUGGAGCCCUGGGAGGAGCCAAAUGGAGCCCUGGGAGGAGCCAAAUGGAGCCCUGGGAGCGCCAUCAUCUGCUGUUAGAAAAGUCUGCACACCCACACCUUCACGUGUUGACCUUUCCUUACGUAACCUGCUGCUGCCACUACAAAAAGUCCAGCACACAAGUCCUGGCACUGGUGAGACAACAAGUCACGUAGAAAGUCUUUUCUUUUUCUGGCGAGGAAGAGGAGCCGCCCUCCGUGUGUGACGUCAGCAGAAACUUGAAACCAUCAUUUUCAGCAGCCGCCCCCCUUCUGGCUCCAUGUUGUCAUAUUUCUUCUCUCUUCUCCUCCAACCUUCCACACACAACUUCCUGCAGGGCUUCAGGACCAGCCUGCAAGCUUCUGCUAUCAGGACCGCACCACCCUGGUUCUGCUAUCAGGACCGCACCACCCUGGUUCUGCUAUCAGGACAAGACCACCCUGGUUCUGCCAUCAAGACCGGACCACCCUGGUUCUGCCAUCAGGACAAAACCACCCUGGUUCUGCUAUCAGGACAAGACCAACCUGGUUCUGCUAUCAGGACAAGACCAACCUGGUUCUGCUAUCAGGACCGGACCACCCGGCUAUCAGCUGGGCUUGUUUGAGGAGAUAUUUUACUGUCUUGUAAGUAAAAGGAGUCCAUGAAAAUGGAAAUGGACAAAGUACCAAAUGGUAAUCAACACACUGGAGCUGCAGUGGCGACGGACGCAGAAGUCCCAGAAGAGGAACAAAUGUUUCUGGAACACAAAAGCAGAACACCAAAGAGCCCUCAGUUUACAGACUUUGAGGGCAAGACUUCCUUUGGAAUGUCCGUCUUUAACCUGAGCAACGCCAUCAUGGGCAGCGGCAUUCUGGGACUUUCCUACGCCAUGUCCAACACAGGCAUGCUGCUUUUCCUGGUUCUGCUGAUAUGUAUUGCGUGUCUGUCCUGUUACUCCAUCCAUCUCCUGCUCCGUAGUGCUGGAUUUGUGGGUAUCCGUGCCUACGAGCACCUGGGCAUGAGAGCCUUUGGCCAGCCAGGCAAGAUCCUGGCAGGUGUGGUCAUCACGCUGCACAACAUUGGAGCCAUGUCCAGCUACCUGUUCAUCGUGAAAUCAGAGUUACCGCUGGUAAUCCAGGCUUUUCUAGGCCAAACAUCUGGAUCUGAUGAAUGGUUCAUGAACGGAAACUACCUCAUCAUCUUCGUCACUCUGGCCGUCAUCCUGCCUUUGGCCCUCAUGAAGCACCUCGGUUACCUGGGUUACACAAGUGGCUUUUCUCUCUCCUGCAUGGUGUUCUUCCUCUGUGUGGUGAUCUACAAGAGAUUCAACAUUGCUUGCCCACUGGAAGUGUUUGGCAACUUCUCUGUCAGCGCAGACACUUCAGAGGAAGCAUGCAGCACCAAGUACUUCAACGUCAACCAAGAGACGGCGUACGCCAUUCCAAUCCUGGCCUUUGCUUUUGUUUGCCACCCUGAAGUUCUUCCCAUCUACACCGAGCUCAGAAGUCCCACCAAGAGGAGAAUGCAGAACAUCGGCAAUGUUUCCAUCCUGGGCAUGUUCGUCAUGUACUUCCUCACCGCCAUCUUUGGCUACCUGACCUUCUACGGAAACACGGAAGCAGAGCUCCUGCACACCUACAGCAAGGUGGACCCCCUGGACACUCUGAUCCUCUGCGUGCGAUUGGCUGUCCUGGUGGCCGUCACACUCACCGUCCCGGUGGUCCUCUUCCCUGUCUGGUUGGUGGAUUGUCCUUCUGGAAAGUUCUCCUCUCUCCACAGAGGAAUGCUGACCAUGGUCUUGGUCACCUUGUCCCUCCAUCAGCCAGUUUAGACAGCCUGGUGGUUCCACACUUCUUCCAUGUACGGAUGAUGGAGACCACGCAGAUAUUUUUCAGUACCCUUCCCCAGAUUUGUGCCUUGAGACCAUCCUGUCUCGGAGGUCUACAGACCAUUCUUUGGACUUCAUUCUUGCUUUGUGUUCUGCCAUCCAGCGUCAAGUGUGGGAUCAAGUGCCUUCCCUCAUCGUGUCCAACCCUCUGACUUGACCAGAGGUGGACUCCAAUGAAGCUGGAGGAACAUCUCCAUGAUUCACCUCAGCUCACUUUUCAUCUUCAUCACAAAUGCUGUCAACACUUUCUUGUUUGAUUCCUCCUCAAUUUGCAAAAAAAUGAGGAAAAAUGUUUCCACAUUGUCAUGAUUGUAAAAUACUGCACAUCUGCCCUCCUCACCUUGGCAACAAACAUGUCCCAUUUCUUUGGUUAUUAUAUUUUGUCAUGUUAUUUAUUAUAGCUUUGAUGUUAUUAAUAAGUUUGGACACACCUUCUCCUCACUCAAUCUUCAUUUCCAUGACUAUUUACAUUGUAGAUUGUCACAUCACAACUACGAAUGAACACAUGUGGAGUUAAAAAAAACAACUGAAAACAUGUUUUAUAUU